UAUGCAUGCCAGAUUGAGCAACAGGAUGCAAACAGGGACAAGUGUUAUGGCGGAUUUGCACGUGUCGCCCAUGAAGUGCGCAGAUACCGCGAAGAGGCCAAAAAGGGUGGAACUCCUGUUAUAUAUUUGAAUGCAGGUGAUACAUAUAGUGGAACAGCCUGGUUCACCAUUUUCAAAGACAACAUUACCAGUGCCUUUCUCAAUAAACUACAACCAGAUGCCAUUUCCCUUGGCAACCACGAAUUUGAUAAGGAUGUCAAAGGUCUUGUCCCAUUUCUUAAUUCUGUGAAUUUUCCUGUACUGGUAUCAAAUUGGGAUUUGUCAAAGGAGCCCGAAUUGCUUUCUGCAAGUAAAUUAAAAAUCUCCACCAUUCUCGAAGUAAAUGGAGUGAAAGUGGGUGUCAUUGGUUACCUUACUCCGGACACUAAGAAUCUCUCCUUUCAAAACAAUGUGGAAUACAAGGAGGAAAUCGUGUCCAUCAAUGCCGAAGCGAAGAAGCUGAAGGAUCAGGGUAUCAAGAUUAUUAUUGCCCUGGGUCACUCGGGAUACCAAAAGGAUCAGGAGAUAGCUAGGGACUGCCCAGAAGUGGACAUUGUAAUUGGUGGUCACUCUCACACUUUUCUGGACUCAAGUCAGCCUGUUGCCGAUAAGGACGACACGAGCCCUGAAGCUGUUCGAGGACCCUAUCCCACCAUGGUGGUGCAGCCGAGCGGAAAGAAAGUGCCGGUGGUACAGGCUUACGCUUACACUAAAUACUUGGGAAAACUACAUGUCCAGUUCGAUGCAGAAGGAAAUUUAAUUGAGUUUGACGGAUCACCUAUUCUACUAAAUGCUUCUGUUGCCCAGGAACAAGAUUUGUUGGACUUACUUGAUGUAUACCGUCCUAAUAUCACGGCAAUGGGAGAAAAAAUAGUUGGCUACACGAAGGUCUAUCUAGAGGGUGGCAAAAUUUGCCGGGUGAGAGAGUGCAAUCUUGGCAAUCUCGUUGCCGACUCCAUGGUGCAUACUCGAGUGCUGGAAAACAAGGGCGGAAAUUACUGGACUGAUGCUGCUAUUGCCAUAAUUUUGGGAGGGGGAAUACGUUCAUCCAUAGAGCAGAAUAACCAGGGGUCUAUUACAUUGAGAGACUUACAGGAUACCCUUCCAUUUGAAAAUAGUCUUUACCUAACUCGCAUUAGAGGUCAAACAUUGCGAACUGCUUUGGAGCGCUCAGCUUCUUUAUGGAACACGGACUCCAAUGGAGGUUUUAUGCAGUUUUCGGGAAUUCGUGUGGAAUAUGACUUUGAAAGGAAAGAGGGACACCGUGUCGUCUCCGCUUUAGUACGUUGCGCCGAGUGUAAUGCUCCAUCGUACAGCCAUCUUAACGAAUCUGCAUUCUAUAAUGUGAUUAUACCGAGUUUUCUGAUCAAUGGAGGUAAUGGGUAUAGUCUAGUUGAAGAACAUGAUCCGUUUACAGAGGUCUUGCAAGAAGAUGAUGUAGGUGCUCUGCAACAAUAUCUUCAGGGCACAAAUGUGGUCUAUCCCCAUAUUGAGGGUCGUAUUGUUGUAAGAAAAUCUAUAAACAAUACCUUAUGUCUAUAAAUUAGUCUUAAAAUACUAUUUUUGUGACAGCUUUAAAAAUAUACCUUUAAUGUUAUUCCAG
Molecule: messenger RNA, 1642 nt
Organism: Drosophila innubila
Lineage: Eukaryota; Metazoa; Arthropoda; Insecta; Diptera; Drosophilidae
Product: protein 5NUC-like
Exons: 6
Biological process (GO): AMP catabolic process
Cellular component (GO): plasma membrane
Molecular function (GO): nucleotide binding; metal ion binding; 5'-nucleotidase activity
Source: RefSeq, a predicted model, not a curated record